AGUGUUCGGGCUGGGAGUCCUUUUAAAGCAUUAAUUACAUAAUGACCAACAUGUGUGCAGCUGCAGGGUAAGCCCUACAGUGCCACCUGUUGGUCCCAAACCAAAUCAUGACACAGACAGGCCGAAAGUGUUUCCCUUGCGAUUUCCCUCUCGGUCAGUCUGGGCUGAUAUUCCACUGUUGGUAAAGUACGCGCUAGUAUGUGUGUGCGCGUGUAUAAGGGUGACGUGACUCAAAUGGAGAGUUCACAAGUGUGUUUGUUUGUGUCCACUGAGUGUGUGCAACUGGAGAGUGCCGCUCGGUCUUAAUCUGUCAUUGCCUCAUAUGGUUUGUGCUCGUGUGUCUGUCAGAUUUAGCACUCUGUCACUGGAGUUGCAGAUCAUAAUGUCGCUCAGGAAGAGGGCCGCCAAUUACUUUUUUCACUCAUGGUUGUCAACCUCUUUACAGACAAACAAACACCGAACCGUCCAGUUCCAGAAGGAUCAGCUUGUGAAAACAAAAGAAGGUACAAAAAGAACAAAAGGAAUUGUAGUGCAGAUGCCAUGUCUCUCAGUCAACUGCAGCGGGGCGGCGGUGGAAGCUUUGGAGGUGGUGAAUGGGAAGUGGGACUUGCCACUCUGGAGAAGCAGCUGAUGUGUCCCAUCUGCCUGGAGAUCCUCCACAAGCCCAUCGUCAUCCUGCCAUGCCAGCACAACCUGUGCAGGAGGUGUGCCAAUGAGCUCUACCAGGAGACCUGCAAGACUCACAAACAAAAUGUGUGCGACAGGUUCAGACGUAUCUUCUCAAUUCUGGACGAAAGACUUGUUUCCAUGUCAGAGCGAAUUAGCAAGGAUGAGGUUGAGAAGUCCGGCUCUGGCCAGCUGCUUACUCGUUGCUAUGGAGACAAGGUGGAGGCCAACAGGAAGCUGAUGGAGAAAGCAGUGAGUGCAAUGGAGGAUCCCGACAUGACAGUUUUUGUUCAGAAUUCCAAAGAGUUGAUCGCAAAGGUCAAAGCUGCUGCCAGUUCCAGUUUAGCUGAGACAGUCAGACCAAGCGCCGACAAGCUGAGACAAUUCAGAUGCAACUUCAGCCAGCAGGAGUGGGCCAUUGCUGCCAUUGACUUCAUCACACUUGAAGAUUGUACAAAACCAACACAAAAUACAGAAACGACAGCACCACCUUCGCAAACUGAAGAUGAGCCCACGGAAGCACCCCUUUGGCACUGUGCCCCACCAUUAGGACUUUCAGAAAGCUCCAUCCAGGACGUGGAUUGUCAGGAGGAGCAGCUCCCGAUCAAAGAGGAGGCAGGAGAAGCAAAGGAACUUUCUGAUUCUCAAGGCGAAAUGACGGCUCAGAUAGACACACAACAGGCUGUCAUCGUGCUCUUCUACCUGGUGGCUUUUCUGAUGCUCCUGCAGAAGGCUUGGUCUUGUGUGGGCUGCUUCAAUUACACGUAGCUUCAGCCGUUGUUCAUUGUCAUUGGGAGAGGUACCACUUGCAGUGGAGAAGCAACAACCAUACUGAUUCACUGGCCCUUAAAAUACAAUUUUUGGGGGGGAGGGGCCUAUGUAUAUAAAACACGGUUCAUUUAAAUCAGGGGUAGGCAAGUCCGGUCCUAGAGAGCCAUAGUCCUGCAUAUUUUUUUCCGGGAAAAGCAAAGUCCAUUGCUUGACUUGCAGGAGAAAAAUAAGCAGAAAGUGAUGUUUUACACAUUUGAACAACACUGACAAGUACACAAACUUGCUUGACACAACUCACAGCAACUCAGUAACAAACCAUGAGGCCUCAGUGAAAAUUGAACUCACGACACCUGGUUUACUAGACCAGUGCUCUAACCACUGAGCUACAAGGCCCUGCAUGCAUAUUGGUCGUUAGCAUUUUUGUUAACGUGCAACCAAAAGCACAGCCUCAAAUUACGAGGGGCCUCAGCAGUUUUUUUCCGGGAAAAGCCAAGUCCAUUGCUUAACUUGCAGUAGAAAAACAAACAGAAAGCUAUGGUCUCCACAUUUGAAAGACACUGGGAAGUUCACAGACUUUACACACAUGAUAGGAAGUCAGUUAUAUAGACCUCAGUGAGAGUUGAACUCACAACCUCUGGUUUACAAGACCAGUGAUCUAAUCACUGAGCUAUGGUGCCUUGCAUGCCAGUCUGCUGUUAGCAUUUUUCAUAACGAGCUACCAAAAGUUGUCCCCAAUAUUGGUGUAGAGUGAUCCCUCGCUAUAUCGCGCUUCAUGACACCACCUUUUUUUCCAAAGAACUGUACUCAGAAAAAAAAGCAGAAUGGCUCAGAGGUUUUGUACAUGCCUAUACACAUGAUUGGUUCCCGGUGUGAUGUCGACCAAUGACAGCAUGAUGGAUUUAUACCAUGAGCUGAUUGGCUCCGCAUCUUUGCAGUCCCGGCCAGCACCUACCCUUGUGUCUCGUCACGUUGACUCGUCAGUGUCUCAUCACACUGUUGUGGUUGCUACAUAAGCAGCUGAGAGAGAGAGAGAGAGAGAGAGAGAGAGAGAGAGAGAGAGAGAGAGAGGGAGAGAGAGAGAGAGAGAGAGAGAGAGAGAGAGAGAGAGAGAGAGAGAGAGAGAGAGAGAGAGAGAGAGAGAGAGAGAGAGAGAGAGAGAGAGAGAGAGAGAGAGAGAGAGAGAGAGAGAGAGAGAGAGAGAGAGAGAGAGAGAGAGAGAGAGAGAGAGAGAGAGAGAGAGAGAGAGAGAGAGAGAGAGAGAGAGAGAGAGAGAGAGAGAGAGAGAGAGAGAGAGAGAGAGAGAGAGAGAGAGAGAGAGAGAGAGAGAGAGAGAGAGAGAGAGAGAGAGAGAGAGAGAGAGAGAGAGACUGUCUUAUAAAAGUAGCACUUCUCUCUUAGCCUGCUCCUCAUCAAUACCGAUUCAUUGUCUUAUCAUAAACACAUUGGCUUCUCUGGGAUAGCUGACCAGCAACUACCUGGAGGCUAAAGGCAGCUAGACUGUCAGAGCGUAAAGCGACGGAAGCACAAGUCUCUGUCUCUCGAAGAAGGCAAUGCUGGUGAAUGUUAAUUACUGCAUAAGGUUUUAUUAUUAAAAAUUUAAAUAAAUACGUGUACAGUGGUACCUCUACUUACAAAUGUCUCUUCAUACGAAAUUUUCAAGUUAUGAAACGUCUCCACGUGAAAAUAUUGGCUCUUGUUACAAAAGAUAUUUAAAAAUACAACCUCCAAGUUUCUUGCAUGUAAUACACUCACAGCUGCUCUGCCAUUGGCUAUUACUGAGCAUCUUCCUGGCAUCCCAUUGGCGAAGAGGCACCUCUACUUUUUCAGCAGAAUCGACCUCACGACCCCUGUUUUACUAGACAAGUGCUCUAAGGUAGAGGCGUGUUGACACACUGACACACUGUGUUGAUACUGUGCUGAUACCCGGUUUCUCUGACCACUGCCAUCUGCUGGACCUAUCAAAAUCCCUGCAGCCAACCCACUUGACAGACUGAACUGGCUGAUUUGAUGAUGAAGUGUACAGAAUACUAGAAUAAUAUCAUUCACAUCCAUGCAUUCAUAUUGUAUCAUUCAAUAUGUUUCAAUAAUGUGAAAAUCAUGUGAAUGAGGA
This is a messenger RNA of Hippocampus zosterae (dwarf seahorse), 3547 nucleotides long. RefSeq names its product tripartite motif-containing protein 54-like. NCBI's taxonomy places the organism in Eukaryota, Metazoa, Chordata, Actinopteri, Syngnathiformes, Syngnathidae. The coding region runs from base 424 to 1434 and encodes 336 amino acids. The record is from RefSeq and is a predicted model, not a curated record. The transcript has 8 exons.